This is a messenger RNA of Stegodyphus dumicola, 1543 nucleotides long. Its product is annotated as zinc finger protein 431-like. The record is from RefSeq and is a predicted model, not a curated record. NCBI's taxonomy places the organism in Eukaryota, Metazoa, Arthropoda, Arachnida, Araneae, Eresidae.
UCAGCGUUAUUUGCGUGUUAGCUGUUGAAUAUAAGCUUUUAUGCACUGGUUAACUAACAGCUAAUUAAAUAUGUAUAUCUCGGACACGAAAUCAUAUUCUUGAUAAAUUAAUUUUUAACGCGUUUUUCCCGGAAAUCAAAGCUUGCAUAUAUUACCCAACAAAUGAUACUUUUAUAAAAAAUAAUCACAUGGAUGAAACACCGACAGAUCCAAGCGUGAAGCAUCCAAGAACUACCCAGGAAAUUUCUCGUGAACAGCUUAUUUUACUUUGAUGCAGAGAAUGAACAUCAUUGUAAUAUUGCAAGUUAAUAAUCAAGAAAGUCAGUUACCUAUAUAGUGCAGCAGUUUCAUGUUCUACGAGGUAUGUUGAAAAUAAUUUAGAAAGGAGCAGUAUUUUUAAAAGAAAUCAUGCAUAUCCAUACAGAAGUAAAACCAGAUCAGUCUGAGAUUUCUAGCAAAUCAUUAAACCAAAAGAGUGAUUUAAAGUCGCACAGUCUUAUAUACACAGGAGGAAAUGUGCGUGAAGUAUGUGAAAAGGCUAAUUUAAUCAAGCAUAUACACACAGGAGAGAAACCUUAUGUGUGUGAAGCAUGUAAGAGGUCAUUUAAUGCAAAGCGUAAUUUAAAGAGUCAUAUGUUUAUUCAUGCAGGAGGGAAACUAAAACCGUAUAUGUGUGAAGUGUGUAAAAAGUCAUUUAUUGAGAAGGGAGUUUUAAAGAGGCAUAUGCUAAUUCAUACAGGAGAGAAACCUUAUGUGUGUGAAGUGUGUAAGAAGUUAUUUAGUGAAAAGGGCAGUUUAAAAAGGCAUAUGCAUAUUCAUACAGGACAGAAACUUCAUAUAUGUGAAGUAUGUAAGAUGUCAUUUGCUAGAAACUCUAAUUUAAAACAACAUUUGCUUAUUCACACAGGAGAGAAACCUUAUGUGUGUGAAGUAUGUAAGAAGUCAUUUAGUCAAAAGGUUAAUUUAACAAAGCAUAUACUCAUUCACACAGGAAAGAAAUGUAAUGUGUGUGAAGUGUGUAAGAAGUCAUUUAGUGAAAAGUAUAGUUUAAAGAGGCAUAUGUUGAUUCAUACAGGACAGAAACCUUAUGUGUGUGAAAUGUGUAAGAAGUCAUUUAGUGAAAAGUGUAGUUUAAAGAGGCAUAUGUUGAUUCAUACAGGAGAGAAACCUUAUGUGUGUGAAGUGUGUAGGAAGUCAUUUAAUGAUAAGAGUACUUUAAAAAAGCAUAUGUUUAUUCACACACAAUCUUAUGUGUGUGAAGUGUGUAAGAAGUCAUGUAAUGGCAAGCGCAAUUUAAACAGGCAUUUGCUCAUUCAUGCAGAAAAGAAACCUCAUCUGUGGGAAGUGUUAAGAAGUCGUUUAAUGGAACGGGUAAUUUAAACAGGGAUAUACUCAUUCAUAUAGGAAGGAAACCUCUUGUAUGUGAAGUGUGUAGAAGGGCAUUUAGUGCAAAGACUAGUUUAAAGACGCAUAUAUGCUCAUUCAUACAGAACAGAAACCUUAUGUGUGUAAAAAGUCAUUUAGAAUAAAGAGCAGAAUUGCC